AUGCGGGGCCCCCCUGACGACACACAAGUGGCCCUGGGCACGAGCUCCACGUGCUCUUAUGGCAAAGGCGGAACUGGUAUAGACAGUAAUGAGUUAUGUGAAAAGCGAAGAUUAUGCAACUCUACGUUGCACGGCGUCUGUUACAUUGCGGAGAAAGAUCGACCGUUUUGUGAAAAGUUUAUGUGGUUUAGCUUUACAGCAAUAGGUGCUGUUGCCACUUGCAUUAUUAUAGUGAGUCUAUGGGAGAAGUUCCAGACGAACCCGACAAUUACAGGCUUAGAUACCGAUUUCCACAACUGGGACGUGCCUUUUCCCGCGGUCACGAUAUGCGACAUGAAUCCAGUGGACGAUGAUUUAUUAAGGGAAUACAUGAACAAAGUGUGGCCGUCUAAAGCACCGGAGAAUGCAAGUGACAUGUUGCGGUGGCUUUCAACGUUGAGCUAUCGUUCUAUUGUCGAAAGUACCUCAAAGUUUGUCGUACAGCCUGACCUAGUUGGACAUAGUGUUAUGGAUGCGCCAGUCCCAGCAAUGGACCCUAAAGAAGCUGUGUUUAGUAUUGUCCAACGAUGUGAGAGUGCAUUUUUCGAUUGUGAAUGGAAAGGUGACUCGGAAGAAUGUUGCGAUCUAUUAGCUCCAGUGUUCACUGAAAUGGGUUUUUGCUACUCUUUUAAUUCAAAGCACGCGGAGAGAUCUUGGCCGUGGCAAUCCCAAGCGCAGACCGAGCAGUUUACGGAGGCUUACAUUCACGAGACGGAUUCUAAGUGGUCUUUUAUGUUUAACUCCUUUCGGAAUACAUCGAUAGUGGAUAUCUACAUUCAUUCGACGGAAGAAAUGGCAGGCUUAGAGCAAAGCGCUCAACUUUCCUGGGAUCACCGCGUCGAGAAACUGUCGUUCUCGGUCAAACACACUUAUACAACAGAGGACGCUCGACAGCUCUCAAUACGGCAAAGGCGAUGCGUUUUCGCCGACGAAGUAAAUUUGGAGACGUCAUCGAUUUAUACGUAUUCAGCUUGCAUGCGGCAGUGUCGCAUGCGAAGAUGCCGCUCGUAUUGUAAAUGUGUUCCGCAUUUCUACCCAAAAACAAAUGGUUAUAGGCAGUGCACUGUAAAGGAACUGCAAUGUAUCGCAAAGUAUGCUGCCGAAAUAACCGAUGUGACCAGGUGUUCCUGCGAGCUUGGUUGCACGCACACUGUUUAUGAAGUAGAGAAACUAACAGAGAUUGAUACCAAAGGUCCAGAAGCGUCCAAUUCAUUAGAAACCGAGUUUGUAUCGUGGCCUAUGGUGCGUUACAAACGCGAAGUGCUCUUUGGUUGGGUUGAUUUGUUGGUUUCUUUCGGCGGCAUUGCGGGCCUCUUCCUCGGAUUCUCACUUCUGUCUGGUGUGGAGUUGGUGUACUAUUUCACGCUUCGAGCUUGGUGUUCGGUGUGGCGCGACGCUGAUAUGCUGCGCCGUGAACGCGCAGAAAGGCUCUCGCGGCCCAAGCCACCCUACAAUCUUAGUCUUGUGCCUUGGUGGAUAAAACCCCCGGAAACAAAUGACGUCCGUCCAAUUAAAGUGAACGUGAGAGACAUGCGGCCACCACAGUAUUCUCCGCCACCUGGAUACACAGAGUAUUUGCCA
Molecule: messenger RNA, 1620 nt
Organism: Iphiclides podalirius (scarce swallowtail)
Lineage: Eukaryota; Metazoa; Arthropoda; Insecta; Lepidoptera; Papilionidae
Source: the annotation of a GenBank genome assembly